Messenger RNA from Cynocephalus volans (Philippine flying lemur), 5170 nucleotides. It is a transcript of the gene SAMD11, whose product is annotated as sterile alpha motif domain containing 11. Bases 88 to 2604 code for a protein of 838 amino acids. Lineage: Eukaryota; Metazoa; Chordata; Mammalia; Dermoptera; Cynocephalidae. Gene Ontology annotation, molecular function: protein binding; DNA binding. The record is from RefSeq and is a predicted model, not a curated record. The transcript has 14 exons.
GCGCGGCCAGGCGCCUCCGGGGUCCCCGGCUACCGCGACCCGACUGCGGCCCCGGGCGGGAUCAGCUGCGCCGGCGGCGGGCGCGCCAUGCCCGCCGUCAAGAAGGAGCACCCGAGCCGCGAGGACCUGGCCCUGGCCCUGGCCACCUUCCAGCCGACCCUGGCCGCUCUGCCGCUGCCGCCACUGCCCGGCUACCUGGCGCCGCUGCCCGCCGCCGCAGCCCUGCCCCCUGUCGCCGCGCUGCCCGCCUCGGCCGCCGGCUACGAGGCGCUGCUGGCUCCGCCGCUGCGCCCCCCGCGCGCCCACCUGAGCCUGCACGAAGCCGGCCCGCACCUCCGCCUGCCCCGAGACCCGCUGGCCUUCGAGCGCUUCUCGGCCGCCGCCCCGGACUUCCAGCCGCUGCUGGACAACGGCGAGCCGUGCAUCGAGGUGGAGUGCGGCGCCAACCGCGCGCUGCUCUACGUGCGCAAACUGUGCCAGGGCAGCAAGGGCCCGUCCAUCCGCCACCGCGGCGAGUGGCUCACGCCCAACGAGUUCCAGUUCGUCAGCGGCCGCGAGACGGCCAAGGACUGGAAGCGCAGCAUCCGCCACAAAGGGAAAAGUCUGAAGACGCUUAUGUCCAAGGGGAUUCUGCAGGUGCACCCGCCGAUCUGCGACUGUCCGGGCUGUCGAAUAUCCUCCCCCGUGAACAGGGGCCGGCUGGCAGACAAGAGGACAGUAGCUCUGCCCCCAGCACGGCUCCUGAAGAAAGAGCGGACCGCUGGCUUCUCCGCCAGUGAUGGUGACAGUGAUGGCAGUGGCCUGGCCUGUGUGCAGCGGCUGGGCUUAAAGCACGACGACCCCCACAUCCAUGUCAUGAGGAGAAGAGUCCACACCCACUGGGACGUGAACAUCUCCUUCCGAGAGACGUCCUGCAGCCAGGACAGCAACCUUCCCACCCUCAUAUCCAGCGUCCACCGCAGUCGCCACCUCGUUAUGCCCGAGCUCCAAAGCCGCUGUGAAUUCCAGAGAGGCAGCGUGGAAAUCGGCCUGGGCCCGGCAGGUGACCUAUUGGGCAAGAGGCUGGGCCGCUCCGCCAUCAGCAGUGACUGUUCUUCUGAAAAGAAGGCCCGAAGCGAGUCCCCCCAAGAGACUCUGUUGCUGCCAGAACUGGGGCCCAGCAUGGCCCCUGAGGACCACUACCGCCGGCUCGUAUCAGUCCUGAGUGAGGCCGGCACCUUUGAAGACCCUCAGCGUCUCUACCACCUGGGCCUCCCCAGCCACGAGCUCCUGAGGGUCCGGCAGGAGGCGGCAGCUGCAGCUUUGAGGAGCCCUGGCGGCCUGGAGGUCCACCUGCCCUCGUCCGCAGCCGGUCAGCGUCGGAAGCAGGGCCUGGCUCAGCACCGGGAGGGCCCCGCUCCGGCUGCCGCCGCGUCCUUCUCGGAGAGGGAGCUGUCGCAGCCGCCCCCGCUGCUGUCGCCCCAGAAUGCCCCUCACAUCGCCCUGGGCCCUCACAUCAGGCCCCCCUUUUUGGGGGUGCCCUCGGCUCUGUGCCAGACCCCAGGCUACGGCUUCCUGCCCCCGGUCCAGGCGGAGAUGUUUGCCCGGCAGCAGGAGCUCCUGCGGAAGCAGAACCUGGCCCGGCUGGAGAUGUCGGCGGAGCUGCUGCGGCAGAAAGACUUGGAGAGCGCGCGACCGCAGCUGCUGGCGCCCGAGGCCUCCCUGCGACCCCCCGACGGCGCCGAGGAGCUUCAGCGGCGGGGGACCAUGCUGGUGCUGAAACACAGCUCGGCGCCGCUGCUGGCCCUGCCCCACCAGGGCCCCCCGGGCCCCGGACCCCCCACCCCGCCCCGGGAGCCUGCCCGCCGAGCCCCUCGGAAGGGGUGCCCCGGCUCUGCCUCAGCCCGGCCCAGUGAGUCCAAGGAAAUGAUAGGGGCUGGGUUCUGGGCACAAGACGGCUCCGAGGACGAGCCGCCCAAAGACUCCGACGGAGAGGACCCCGAGAUGGCAGCUGCUGGGGGCCGAGACCCCAUCCCGGGCCAAGCCUCAGCUGGAGCGGCCAGUGUCGAAGGGAAGAGGCUUCUCUCAGGGUCUGUGCUGCCCCCGGGCUUCCCCUACGCCGUCAGCCCCUACUUACAUACAGGCCCUCUGGGGGAGCUCUUCAUGGAUGGGGAGGAGGCCCCAGCCCCCGAGGACGUCAGCAAGUGGACAGUGGAGGAUGUCUGCAGCUUCGUGGGGGGCCUGUCUGGCUGUGGAGAGUAUGCAAGGGUCUUCAGGGAACAGGGAAUAGAUGGGGAGACCCUGCCACUGCUGACGGAGGAGCACCUGCUGACCACCAUGGGGCUGAAGCUGGGGCCUGCCCUCAAGAUCCGGGCCCAGGUGGCCAGGCGCCUGGGCCGCGUCUUCUACAUGGCCAGUUUCCCUGUGGCUCUGCCGCUACAGCCGCCAACCCUGAGGGCCCCCGAGCGGGAGCUUGCCACUGGAGACCAGCCCCUGUCCCCAGGAAUAGCCACCUCCCCCUAUGGGGGAGGACAUCCCCCUGUCGGCAGAGCCUCACCCAAGCAGGAGAAUGGGACCGUGACUCUGCUCCCAGGGGCCCCAGACCCCUCGCAGCCUCUGUGCUGAGCUGGCAGCAGCCACUCAAACCCCCAGACCAACUGCCCCGAUGCAGCGGCCCCUCCCCCAACAGCUUAGUUUUCCCUUUGGGUUUGGAUACAGAAACACAGAAUUUUAAAAAGGCAAACAUGACUUAAGAAGAAAGGAGUUUCCAAAGACUUUUGGAGGUGCCUGCAGAACCUGAUGCUGAGGCCCUGCAGACAAACCAAAGACAAGAAGGUGGGGCCUCAGGCUGGGGCUGAGGCUGGUCUGUGUAUGCUAGCAUCAUCCUGACAUGAGGUCAGCUUCCUUCCCAGUGGACAGUCUCCACUGUGCCCCACACAACCACCCCAGGGACCGGCACAGCUCUUGGUACGGUUGGUCUCAUGCUGUCAAAGUAAAGCCCCGCCCACCAUCCACAGCCCUUCCCCUGCUGUGUGGACACCAGCCCCCACAGGCCCGCAGGCCACCACCCUCAGUCCUCCUCGGAGAGCUGCAGGUCCUCCAGCUCGUCCUCUGGUCCCUGGGCCAGCCGCCACAGCUCCCCCAAGUCCAGCCCCGCCUCUGUGUCUGGGCUUCCAUCUGCAGGGAGAGACCGAGACUACAUAAAUUCUGCUUUAUCAGGAAGAAACUGGCCUUAGAGGUUACUCAUCACUAAUUAAUCAUGGCAGUAAUUAAUUUAUCGGUGCCGCUGUUGCUGGCUGCCAGUGCAGGUGGGACAGAGUAGCUGGCCUGGCAUCCCCAGGGAGGGGCCGGGGCCUGGCUUAGAGCCACCUCCUGUGGCCCUGCCUCUGGAGUCCGUGACAGCUUUGCACUCUGGCUAGAUGGGUCCAAAGGGCCAUAGCGCCUCCCUGGGAAGCCACUCACCCUCCGAGCUGCCGCUGUCCUCCUCGUCCUCGUCCACCCCAUGCCGUGCUUUCAGGGACCCAGGCAUCCCUGGGGACCAAGAGAAGAGCUCGUCUGUGUGACUCCCACCAGCAAAGGCACGGGGGGGGCAGGUAAGGUAGGAGGAUCGGCUGGGCUCACCCCUGCCUGGACACCCACCAGACGGAGAGCCACAAGGUCUGACAGGAGCAACAGAACCGCCCACACCCUUCUCUGCAUCUGCACCAGGCAGGUGGGGGCAGGGGCCCCACCGGCCUGGAGACCAUGGAUCAGCAUCCCCCAUCUCAGAAAGAAGGAAGAGCCAGUGACAAGCCCAGGAGACUGGUUUGCCCCACCCAGGCCACACGUGGGUGAGCCCAGUGGGGUGACGUGUCUAGGGGCCUUCCACGCCCACCUGCCCUGGCCCCCGGGAGCGGCAGCCGAGGCCCCAUGCAGGCCCACCUCUCUCUGAAAAGUCUGAGGCCGCCUCCUCCUCCUCCUCCUCCUCAGCACUGUCCAGGUCAAACAGGUCCUUAAAUUCUCUCCUGUCCUCCUCUUUCCUGUCUUCCACCUUCCUCCGCUUGAUCUCUGGGAAGUUCAGGUCUUCCAACUAGAAGGACCCGGAACCAGAACCGCAGGUGGGGAUGAGCGGGUCACUGAGUCUUGGGCCCAUCCCCAGCAUGUGUCUAACAGGGCAGCCAGGCCACCAUCUUCACAGACCUUGGGACCCGUCCCUUCCCCCUCAGUGUUCCCUCUUCCAGCCUUGCUCCCAGCCCAGCCCCCGUCACCAGGACCCAGCAUGGCCACUUGCUAGCCACCCUUCUGCCGCCACAUCUGCAGCCCUCACUCCCAGGACAGCCACAGACGGCUGCAGCAUGCCACUCAGCAUAAAUCUGUCCCUAGAGUCAGUCUAGACACUUCACUCCCCUGGAGCCUCCAGCCCAUCAGCCUGAGGGGGAGUGGCCAGUUCUGCAUGACUAACCAGGCUGCAGCUGGGGACAGCCCCCUACCCCUGCUGUCAUCCCUGGCACUAUUCCCAAACACACCCAUGGUCUUAAAGUCACAGCCAGCGUGCUAGGUGCGAAAUCCAGCCAAUCACACCCGCAGCCCCCAGACCCCCGGCCAUACCCGCUCUUUGCCACUGAUCUCCAGCUGGAUCUCCCGGUCCCGCAGCUUCCGCCAGUGGCUGUAGUACCUGGUGAGCGGGGUCCCCUCUUCCCGGACCUGCUUCUCCCAGGCUUCCUGAGGGGUAAGGGGAGCCUAAGCUCAUGCCCCACCCUGGGCAAACCCUGGCCACGCCGUGAUGGGUAACCUCAGCCAGCACCACCCCCAGGGGCUACACCCCAGCUCCCAACUGACCACUGCAAGCCAGUUAGACACGCCAAAGGAGACCCGCUGGCGGUGGCUGCGGGUAUGCUCUGCGUUCUCCUGAAUCUUCUCCAGCAGCUGGCGCACCUGCCGGCAGUAGUUGGCCACCUUGCACUCCCGGAGGAAGGACUUCAGCUGCAGAAGGGAGGGGCUCAGCCCACGGAGGCACAAGGCUGCUCCACACCCCACAGCUGGCCCAGAGCCCAUGGAGAGCCACACGUGGUGACCACAGGGAGGGGACAUGGUCCUGUCUGUUUCAGUGCACAUGGGGAGGGGGCGGGGCAGACUCAACCCACUCUCCAGGCCAAACCCUGCCUCUGCCCAUCUCCCUAAAUAAAGUUUUAUUGGCAGCAGCCACACUUGC